Messenger RNA from Lytechinus variegatus (green sea urchin), 6980 nucleotides. RefSeq lists its product as uncharacterized. Gene Ontology annotation, cellular component: membrane. The coding region runs from base 1 to 6735 and encodes 2244 amino acids. The record is from RefSeq and is a predicted model, not a curated record. Gene Ontology annotation, biological process: G protein-coupled receptor signaling pathway. The transcript has 37 exons. Gene Ontology annotation, molecular function: G protein-coupled receptor activity; protein binding. NCBI's taxonomy places the organism in Eukaryota, Metazoa, Echinodermata, Echinoidea, Temnopleuroida, Toxopneustidae.
AUGCAUGAUAGGAAAGGUAAAAGAAUCAUAGACAUCGAUGUACCAGUCAACGGGUCUGUGAACAUCACAUCCCCAGACUACCCAGACAACUAUACCACAAACAUCCGUCAAACGUGGCUGAUCAGCGUUGCAGAGAGCCAAAGUGUAGUCUUGUUUUUCAGCCAUUUUGACCUGGAACCAGCCUACGACUACAUCAAGAUCGGUUUCGGAAAUGUUUCGGGACUCGAAGAGACUCGGUUGAUCACGGUCUCGGGGGAUUCACUUCCGUCGGAUAUCAAUACCCGGCAUCGGACAGCAUGGAUGGAAUUCGUAUCCGAUUCCGCUUUCGGUUUUUCCGGAUUCUCAAUUGAAGUCGCUGGCAAAGUGGAGAUGGUAGAUUUUCAUCCUGAAGACGUACGGAAUCAAACAGAUGGACGGUUGUUUUUACAAUCACCCAACUACCCAGACAAUUAUUUACCCAAUACUCUUAUUUCCUAUGUCAUCGAAGCACCAGAAGAUUAUUACAUUCUCGUCCGUGUGUUGACACUUGAUACUCAAAGGGGGUUUGACAUCCUAUACAUCGGCGAGGGGAAAGAGGUAGGUCGACGGGAUACGAUCCGGGAGACGUUGACCGGAGAUAAACGACACAUAACAGCUUACCAUGAGUCCGAAACAAGGUGGCUGUGGAUAUUGUUUGUCAGUGACUACACCAAUGUUCUGUCGGGAUACACCAUGCAGAUAUCAUUCGUCACACCUAAUUAUCGAUUAUCACUGGACGAACCGAUGCUCUUUCAUCCUCCCAUCGUUUACACAUCCACCUGGAGAUUUUUCUUAUCAGCCAACUGGACCUUCGAGGGACCAAAGGACUCCGUCUUCAGAAUUCGAUUCAUAGACAUGAACCUCCACGUGGGGCUGCAGUACCUCGUGGUCGGAAUCGGCCUGGAUUUCUUCGAUCUGGAGGCCUGGAGGUUCGGAAUAAGCGGCCACGAAGAGCCCCUGGACAUGAUAUCAGAUUCCCACCGAAUGACUAUGUUAGUCGCUAGUUAUACCGAUGCGGUGAACGGUAGUAUUUUGGCUGAGGUCACGGCUAUUCCUAAACCUGAGAACAUUGCCCCUGUCUUCGUACCGGCCGAAGAAUCAGUGAUCCUCACCUCCUCGCAUUACCCCCAUUCCUACCCUAACAACUAUCAACAAGUCUGGCACGUUGCAGCUCCAAAGGGCUACGUCAUCCGCAACCGCUUUCUGGAUUUCGAUAUGCCUUAUGACAACGAUGGCCUGUCAGUGGGAAAUGGUCUCUUUUACUAUCAAGGUGGUACCGUUUUAGGAGGAUGGAGUGGUCGAAUUUCAUCAGAUACUCUUCCAGUCUUUACGAGUAUCACCAAUGCCAUGUAUGUGUUCUUCGGAACCGAUCCAAGUGAUUCGGGACGAGGGUUUAAGAUGGAACUGACAGCUAUAACAAGACCAAUUAUCUUGGAAGAGCCCGACGUCUACACAUUGACCUCGCCAAACUACCCCAUGCCGUAUGAGAACAACGCCUUCAUCCUCUGGCAUAUAACGGUUCCUUCGGGUUUUGGCGUUCUUCUCCAUUUCAUCGAGUUCGACCUCGUCGACGAGGGCGACCUCCUCGUCGUAGGUAAUGGGGCAUUUCCCAACGACACAGACAGUGUCGUUCAGGCGAUCAACGGUCGUGCCGUACCGUCCGAUUUCACGGUCUGGUCGGAGAGAGCAUGGAUUCGGUUUACCACUGAUGGGAAUGGAAUCGCAUAUGGAUUUAAGCUUGAACUGCGAACCGCUCUUGGAGAUGGACAUUGUCUGAUACCCAUGGGUCUUGAAGGUGGUUGGAUUGAUGAUUCUAGUCUCACUGCGUCAUCUCAGAAAGACAACCAACAUGGUCCUAGCCAAGCUAGGUUACUUGGACUCUCAUCUUGGAUACCUGACCCUGAUAAAAGCGAUUCGAUCCUCCAGGUAACAUUUGACCAAGCAUCCUAUGUCACUGGGCUUCUUAUCCAGGGAGGGCCGGAAAGCCAGGGAACGUGGAUCUCAUCUCUCAUUGUCGGAUUCGAUGACCUAACCGAAAUCAGACGUCAAAAGGAGUGGAAUCCGAGAGACAUUUCAAUGGUUCUAUUUAAUCGCCCUCGUCUAAGUGAAUACUUGAGAAUUCAACCUGCCUCAAAGAGCGCAGAACUGAUCUCCCUUCGCUUGGAAGUACUUGGUUGCAAGAAUGACUGCCAUUUUGAUUUGGGCGUGUCAUCUGGACAUCUACCAUCCUCCAACAUCUGGGUCCCAUACCAUUUCAACCAAUCAGGAGUUCAGAGCGACGACGUCAGAAUGAAACCAUCAAAUCACUACCCGCCAAAUGAAUGGCUAGGCCAAUUAUCCGAGGACGAUGAGAACUUUAUCGUAGUGAUUUUCCAAGAAGAAGUUUUGGUCCGUAAUGCUAUCAUCCAACAGUGCAAUGGAUCUAGAAUCAUAUCAUUCAGUGUUGAGGCUUUCCAAGGCGAUAUCACAAUUUUGGCAGAUUUUGAUAUUUCGGACUGUUUUUCUUCAGCCUGUAAAGUCUCGACAAGAUGGACUGAAAGUGCUAAAAAAUACAAGAUCAUUCCAACGAAAUGGGAAGGAGAUUUAUGCUUUCGAUUCGAAUUUCUCGGAUGUACCAGCAUAGACUGUUCCACUUCGUAUUGUAAUCUUGGUAAUCAUGGCAAAGGGAGCUGUUCGUCGAGUUCCCUCUCGAAGAGUGCUCAGGAAUUCACUCGAAAUCUCUCCAUAUCACUUCCUCCCCGCGCACAGUGCCUGGCAAAUAUCACUGCACCAGAGGAUGCUUAUGUUUCUUUCAUCUUUGAUGGCUUUGGUGACGUAAAGGAUAUCAAGAAUAUCUCAGACGGGGUUCUGAUAUUACAUGACCCGGAAACACAAUCAACGACAAACUUUGACCUCGCCCAGGUUCCUCCAGUUGACAUUUCCACCUCGUCUCAUCUCAACCUGAAGAUUCUAUCAGGUCUCUUGACCGCUACAUCAGAUGUCAUUGCUUCUUUUGGAUAUGUGGAUAAACCAGGCUGCAAGGGAAAAGAAGCCGACACUGUCCACUCAUGCACAGAGAGCACUGGUCUUUUCUUCUCACCAAACUACUUCGACCUGUACCCUCCGAACCUCGACCGUUCCUGGGAGAUCAGUACUCGGCCUUGGUCUCAAAUCAUCCUCCGUUUCAUCGAAUUCGACGUCGCUUCCCUCGAUGAGCGGUGCCAAGAGGACUUUGUGGUUGUCACUGACGCAUCGAAUUCGGCAAUCAUCGGGCGCUUCUGCAGUCAGGCACCACCAUCGGGCGACUACAUGUCUUCUUUAAACAGGAUGCGUCUUUCUUUCCAAUCUGAUGGGAUUGAAGGUGGCGCGGGAUUCUUGGCAGAAUAUGAUACAGGGCAUCUGAUACCUGAUGUGUUCUCGGCAUCUGAUUUUACCAAUGAGACUUGUCACGCGGGUUGGGACUACUUCCGGCGAUCCUGCUAUAAGCUCUUUGUCAGCUCUGACGUCAUAACAUGGAACGAGGCAGAGGCAGAAUGUGAAACCGUAGAGGGCGCACACUUGAUCAGUAUUCACGAUAAGGAUGAAAUGACGAUGCUACAUUAUAUGAUCUCAACUCAGUGGCAGACGGCUGGUAGAAAGACAUACAUAGGCCUCGGAUAUAGGGACCAAAGAGGGGUAUUCAAAUGGACUGAUGGAACACCCAUGUCUUAUACUGAUUGGUAUAUUCCCCAAAACAAUGAAGAAGGAGAAAAACAACCUGACGGUGGAAUGUUAGAAGCAUGCACAAUGCUAGUCUUUGAUCCAGCCACAUCGACGGAUCUUUCGACAGAUCUUUGGCAUGAUGUUGCCUGCGCUUCUCCUGAAACGAGGCAGUUUGUUUGCAAAACCCAAGCUACUGGUUCGCAGUGGAAUUCAACAGCUCAUAUCUACAAACCAGAUUCUAUUGGACAAUGCGAUCCCGGACUAUUCCAUUGUAGCUCAGGGGAGUGCAUACGUGACGUCUUUGUAUGUGAUGGUGCCAAAGAUUGCAAAGACUUCAGCGACGAAAAUGACUGCUUUUCAGGUUGCGAUGAGAACCAAUAUGAAUGCAACGAUGACUCAUGUGUAUCGAUUUCGUUUGUCUGUGACACCAUUUCUGAUUGUGAGGAUAAUUCGGAUGAAAUUGAUUGCGUGUAUCCGAGGUGUUCGGAGUCGGAGUUUAAAUGUGACAGUGGUCAAUGCAUAGACUCUCUCCGGAGAUGUGAUUUUGUUCCUCAUUGCUACGACUCUUCUGACGAGGUUGACUGUGUUCUGGAGCUUUCAUCAUCAGCGUUCCAAUGUUUUGAUGGGUCUUUGUUUCCAAGCAAAGUUAGAUGUGAUGGAAUGGUCGAUUGCAUCGGAAAAACAAUAGAGGAUGAAGAUCGAUGCGCUUACCUCAAUAAUGAUUUUUCUUGUGACUCUGAGACUGAACUUACUUGUGAUAAUGGCGCAUGCGCACCACUGGCCUCCAUCUGUAUGUAUGAACUCGAUGAAGUUGGUUUCCUCAAUAGCUGCCGUGACGUCACAAAUUUGAAAGAAUGUGAGAAUCACACUUGUCCAUCUUGGACAAUGAAGUGUCCAGACUCUUAUUGUAUUCCUCUAAGAUCCCGUUGUGAUGGGAAGCUGGAUUGCCCAACAGGGUCUGAUGAACAAGACUGUGGUACAUAUGAAUGUCCACCUGGUUCUUACCGUUGCCAUGGUAGCACAGUAUGUAUCAGUCUUGAUCAUGUCUGUGAUGAUGUAAUACACUGUCCUGGUCAUGAUGAUGAAAUAUUCUGUGCUGGAUGCCCCGAAGGAUGCUCAUGUACCGGUCUUUCAUUUACCUGUCACGUCGGAACAUUACAAUUUACAUCCCUUCCGAGGAACCUCCGAAAACUGUCGCUUGGUUGUGAAAAUGAGAUCGCAUGUGUAGGUCGAGAUACACGGGUUGCCUUGGAAGUGAAUAAGACCGAUGAACGUACUACGAUCGUACCAUCCUCGUUACCAUUCCUUAUUGAACUAUCUCUUAAAAAUUCAAGAAUUUCAGAUAUUGCAAAAGGAUCAUUUUCAUACAGUUCAAACGUCUUGUAUCUGGAUCUUGCUUUUAAUAACAUUCAUAUGUUACACCGAGGCGUAUUUGGAGGGUUACAACGAUUAGUUACUCUAAAUCUCUCUAACAACCCUUUGCAGAUGAUUGAAAUGGGAACCUUUGAUAAUCUUUCAAGCCUUCUAGAGUUGGACAUUCGAAGCACAUUAAUAUUUGAAGCAGAUGACGCCAGUUUGAGUGCGUUCUCUGGCUUGCACAAUAUUGAGACUUUGUAUGCUGACAAAUACCUUCUGUGCUGCCUGGCAGGAUUAGGGGACUCCCCCAACUGCCAUGCACCGCGUGACCAGUUUUCAUCUUGCGAAGAUCUCAUGGCCAACAGCAUCCUUCGAAUCUUCAUCUGGAUUCUGGGAACCAGUGCUUUCAUUGGCAACAUCCUCGUCAUCGGCUACAGACUGGUCAAUUCCGGAUGGGGGCGAUAUACGACAGUUCAGUCCAGUCUGAUCACAAACCUAGCCGUCUCCGACUUGUGGAUGGGUCUCUACAUGAUCACCAUAGCGUCAGCCGAUGUCUACUACCAAGGCGAAUAUGCUGCCCAUGCUGAUGACUGGCAGAGUAGUGUCCUCUGCAAGCUUGCUGGAAUCACUUCCGUUGUUUCCAGCGAGGCUUCGGUGUUUCUGAUCAUGGUCAUCAGCGUGGAUAGGUGUUUUCACGUGGUGCUGCCUUUCAAACCCGAAUUCCACCUUUCAGUCCGCGGUGCCCGGGUGGUCGGAUUGGUUAUCUGGGUAACUGCUGCCUUUCUUGGUAUUCUCCCAACUCUGAUCCCGUCGUUCGUCGAGGGUCAGUUCUAUGGUCAAUCCGGAGUCUGUCUGGCUUUGCCGUUGACUGUUGAUCGUCCUGCAGGAUGGCAUUACUCCAUUUCCUUGUUCAUCGGUCUCAACUUUGCCGCGUUCCUGGUAACUCUCAUAAGUUACAUAGCCAUCUAUUGCACAUUCCAGCUGUCAAAGCAGCGUAUAGCCGGGAAGAAGAACACAUCAAAGGAGGAUAUGCGAUUGGCUGAAAACCUGAAGUUGGCAUCUAAGAUGGCGCUGGUUGUUGGUACAGAUCUGGUCUGUUGGUUACCGAUCAUCAUCAUGGGCUUAAUGUCCGCAAUUGGAACUUUGACCAUUUCUGCUCAGGUAUAUGCAUGGACAGCAGUGUUCGUGCUCCCAGUCAAUUCAUCCCUCAAUCCAUACCUCUACACCCUCGCAUCAAUACGCCAAAGAAGACGUAAGUCCGCUGCUAGUCGAAGUAUGAAAUAUGAAGACAAGACCAUGGAAGGUAGUAUCUUUGACGACACCUCAAUCAUAUCUGCAUUCACGUCCUUGCCCGACCCUUCACCAGAACGGCUUGGGGAAUGGAUGAAACUUAAUCGACGCCCUCUAGGACGCUUAGAAGCCAGUGUGAUUCAACGUGACGUCACAAAGGCAGUGGAAAGAAUGAAGGAAUCGGGGCUGUGGAAUGAUGUCACACUCAACAUGAACCGAAUUGCCGUCCAAACAGAUAGUGGUGGAAAAAUCGUACACGCCUUCAUUGUGCUCGACUCACCUUUGACCUUUCUUGAAUCACGUGAUGAUGAUCAGGUGACCAACCUGAGCAACGACGAAAAUACCGACAUCGUCCUCAAUAUGAUUGCGCGGGUAAAUACACCAAAGUGAAAUUGAAUACGAUUAUGUAUUUUAAAAAAGUAUGGUAUUUUUGAAGAGAUUCUUUCUUAUAUUCAGUCGCUGCAACUUGGUGAAGAUUCAAUUUUUUUUGUAAUAUGUGUGUAAGAUUGUAUUUCACUUUGCCUCAAACAAUGAAUGUAGAAAUGAAAAAUAGGUACUUGUAACUAAGUGAAUAUGUAAUCAAUUAAAAAAUGAAAAUAAGAAACAACACAUUUCUAACUAGAUGUGCUGCGAAU